Molecule: messenger RNA, 1063 nt
Organism: Eleginops maclovinus (Patagonian blennie)
Lineage: Eukaryota; Metazoa; Chordata; Actinopteri; Perciformes; Eleginopidae
Product: histone H2B 1.2-like
Exons: 1
Coding region: 22-399 (125 amino acids)
Cellular component (GO): nucleosome
Molecular function (GO): DNA binding; protein heterodimerization activity; structural constituent of chromatin
Source: RefSeq, a predicted model, not a curated record
GUCAAUCCUCGACUGAUCAUCAUGCCUGACGCACCCUCCGUCAAAGCGCCCAAGAAGGGCUCAAAGAAAGCUGUCUCCAAGACCGUCAGCAAGACUGGCAAGAAGAGGAGAAAGUCCAGGAAGGAGAGCUACGCCAUCUACGUGUACAAAGUGAUGAAGCAGGUCCACCCCGACACCGGCAUCUCCUCCAAGGCUAUGGGCAUCAUGAACUGCUUUGUGAGCGACAUCUUUGAGCGCAUCGCCGGUGAGGCCUCUCGUCUGGCUCACUACAACAAGCGCUCCACCAUCACCUCCAGGGAGAUUCAGACCGCUGUCCGCCUGCUGCUGCCCGGAGAGCUGGCUAAACACGCUGUCUCUGAGGGCACCAAGGCCGUGACCAAGUACACCAGCUCCAAGUAAACUCUGCUGCUGAUAUACCAACAACACAAAGGCUCUUUUAAGAGCCACCCACUACAUCUGAAGACAUAUUCCUGAUAAUGCUCCUACCACUGACGUAUAGCUGUAUGAUUAAUGAAACAAUUAAUCUUUUUUUGCUGAAGCUGUAGAUGCUUUACUAAUUUAGGGCUUUUGUAAAUGUUUUGAAUUGUCGCCUAUAUUACUUGCUCCUACAAUGUGUAUUAUGUAUUAGUUUAUUUCUAGAUCCUGUCACUCUUGUUUUUUAUUUAGCCCUCAUUAUCACUGUAGUGAUGGCCAUUAAAGUAAGUAUUUAUUUCAUCUACAAUGUCACUUAAAGUAAUUAAUUACUCCCCCGAUUUGAAGUAAAGGCAUUUAAAUCUGCAAUAACUUGUUUAGUUACUUUGUGUUAAGUGUGGAUAAAUACUUUUUGAGUCGUAAUCAUGUUUUCCCCUAUACAGCUUUAGGUUUUUUUUCUGUAGCCUACUUAAUUUCCAUGAUAUAAAUAAGAUCAAAUAUAAUUUGGUGCUAAAUGGUAGUUAUAAUGUAUUAUUUUAUUCUGUAUACAAAGGUAAUACAAUUACAUUUUAUUUGGCAGAUGAUUUUAUCCGAAGCCACUUACAAACAAUGAACAAACUUAUUGAGUUUUGUGAGAGCUGAAUUAUGUUAU